This is a messenger RNA of Alligator mississippiensis (American alligator), 13919 nucleotides long. RefSeq names its product plexin A1 (gene PLXNA1). NCBI's taxonomy places the organism in Eukaryota, Metazoa, Chordata, Crocodylia, Alligatoridae. Gene Ontology annotation, molecular function: protein binding; semaphorin receptor activity. Gene Ontology annotation, cellular component: semaphorin receptor complex. Bases 803 to 6616 code for a protein of 1937 amino acids. The transcript is spliced from 33 exons. The record is from RefSeq and is a predicted model, not a curated record. Gene Ontology annotation, biological process: negative regulation of cell adhesion; semaphorin-plexin signaling pathway involved in axon guidance; regulation of cell shape.
CAUGGAGGAGGCUCUUCUUCAUGCCCAGGCGCAGUCCCUUUACGGGGAGCGUUCUGGAGAGAAGCAUGUUAUUGACCUUUGGCUGGAAGGAAAACAUUUCAUCCCUCUUGUGAAGGGGAUGUAAAAGGGAGGAGAAAAAGGCUAUUGACUCCAUCAGAGGUUAUCCAUUUGAAAACACCGUUUUCCUCCGAACAGCAUCUAAUUGCUUCCUGAACAAUUUCAAGGUCCUUUGUAUAGACUCAGUGGGUAAAAACAAGUGACUCCGGGUCUCUCUCUCCCUCUCUCUCUCUUUCUCCAUCUCAAGAUACUGAUGACCAAAUGCAGUGCAAAUAUGUAGAGUACAGAAGCCAACGGAAAAGCGUCAGGGCAGAAAACGCCAGGAUGAUGCGGAGAUCAUUUCUGAAGUGGUUACAGAGAGAGAAGGGGUUUUUUUUUUGCAUCUGACUGUUUGCAUAGUUCCAGUCGUCUGAUAUUAGUAAAUUACAGUGCUACCGGGAGCGAGACAAUACCCGCCUGCGGGGGUGGGAAAGAAGUUUGGAUCCAAAAUAUGUGAUCAUGUAGCAGAGCGAUACGCUAGGAAGCAGCGGGGAAGAGAAUCCGGCACAUCCCAGCGUAGAACCGUAUGGGUUGACCAGGCUGCCAGCGUCCACAAUGCCCUGAAUACAGAAGCCUGGUGGAAGCCGACGAGACUGGCCUGCUAGCCCUCCUGUCCCUUUCCCUCUUCCCUCCCACUUUAGUUGGCUUAUAUUUAUUUUGUGGUUGGGGCGUGUGCACGGCCUUGGCCGGAUGUGACACUGCUGUGAUGUGGCUCCUUCGCCUCAAGCACCACCUGUCCGUUAACAUCUGGACCCUGCUGCUCUUGGGGAGUGCCUGGCUACCGCUGGCGGAAGGCGCCCCCAAGUCCCCCUUUAGGACUUUUUCCGACACAGACUGGAGCUUGACGCACUUGGUGGUUCACAACAAAACUGGGGAGGUCUAUGUGGGUGCUGUCAACCGGAUUUACAAGCUCUCCAACAACUUGACACAGCUGCGCAUCCAUGUGACGGGGCCAGUGGAUGACAACGAGAAGUGCUACCCCCCACCCAGCGUCCAGUCCUGCCCUCAUGGGCUGGUCACCACUAACAAUGUCAACAAGCUGCUACUGGUGGACUACUCAGAGAACCGUCUGAUCGCCUGUGGCAGUGCCUCCCAGGGCAUCUGCCAAUUCCUGCGCCUGGACGACCUCUUUAAGCUGGGUGAGCCCCAUCACCGGAAGGAGCACUACCUCUCCAGCGUGAAUGAGUCAGGCACCAUGUCUGGCGUCAUCAUCGAGGUGUCCAACGGGCAGAACAAGCUCUUCAUUGGGACUCCUAUUGAUGGAAAGUCGGAGUACUUCCCCACGCUCUCCAGCCGCAAGCUGAUGGCCAACGAGGAGAAUGCGGAGAUGUUUGGCUUUGUCUACCAGGACGAGUUUGUCUCCUCCCAGCUGAAGAUCCCCUCAGACACCCUCUCCAAGUUCCCCACCUUUGACAUCUACUACAUCUACAGCUUCAGCAGCGAGCAGUUUGUCUACUACCUGACCUUGCAGUUGGACACCCAGCUCACUUCGCCUGACUCCACGGGUGAGCAGUUCUUCACCUCCAAGAUUGUCCGUCUCUGCGUGGAUGACCCCAAGUUCUACUCGUACGUGGAAUUCCCCAUUGGCUGUGUGCGGGACGGUAUUGAGUACCGCCUGAUUCAGGACGCUUACUUGACCAAGCCCGGCAAGGCUCUUGCCAAGCAGCUGGGGAUCUCGGAGCGAGAGGAUAUUCUUUUCACCAUCUUCUCUCAGGGCCAGAAAAACAGGGUCAAACCCCCCAAGGAGUCGGUCCUCUGCCUUUUUACUCUGAAGAAGAUCAAGGACAAGAUCAAGGAGCGCAUCCAGUCUUGCUACCGAGGGGAGGGAAAACUCUCGUUGCCUUGGCUCUUGAACAAGGAAUUGGGCUGCAUUAACUCGCCUCUGCAGAUCGACGACAAUUUCUGUGGCCAGGAUUUUAACCAGCCUCUGGGGGGGACGAUCACCAUCGAGGGGACGCCGCUCUUCGUGGAUAAGGAGGAUGGCAUGACCUCAGUGGCGGCAUAUGACUAUCGCGGGAACACAGUGGUCUUUGCUGGCACACGGAGUGGGAGGAUCAAAAAGAUCCUGGUGGACUUAUCCAGCACCGGUGGGCACCCAGCAUUGCAGUACGAGAAUGUUGUGGCCCAUGAAGGCAGCUCCAUCCUGCGUGACCUGGUGCUCAGCCCCGACCGCCAGCACAUCUACGCCAUGACUGAAAAACAGGUGACACGGGUGCCCGUGGAGAGCUGUGAGCAGUACAAGAGCUGUGCGCUGUGCCUGGGCUCCAGGGAUCCCCACUGUGGCUGGUGUGUCCUUCAUAACGUUUGCUCACGGAAGGACCGGUGCGAGAGGGCUGACGAGCCUCAACGCUUUGCCUCUGACCUGCGCCAGUGUGUCGAGCUCACCGUCCAGCCCAAGAACAUAUCGGUUACCAUGUCUGAGGUCCCGCUGGUGCUGCAGGCCUGGAAUGUCCCAGACCUCUCGGCUGGGGUGAACUGCUCCUUUGAAGACUUCACUGAGUCCGAGAGCCGCAUCGAAGAUGGGAGGAUCUACUGCAGCUCUCCCUCUGCAAAGGACGUCAUCCCCAUUACCAGAGGCCGGGGCGAUAAGCGAGUGGUAAAGCUCUACCUGAAAUCCAAGGAGACUGGAAAGAAGUUUGCCUCUGUGGAUUUUGUCUUCUACAACUGCAGUGUCCACCAGUCCUGCCUCUCCUGCGUGAAUGGCUCGUUCCCAUGCCACUGGUGUAAAUACCGUCACAUCUGCACCCACAAUGCUGCGGAGUGCUCCUUCCAGGAAGGACGUGUGAACAUGUCUGAGGACUGCCCACAGAUCCUGCCCUCCACCCAGAUAUACAUCCCUGUGGGUGUGGUGAAGCCCAUCACCCUGACGGCCAAGAACUUGCCCCAGCCGCAAUCUGGACAGCGCAACUACGAGUGCAUUUUCCACAUCCCUGGCAGCACCACCCGUGUCACUGCCCUGCGCUUCAACAGCACCAGCAUCCAGUGCCAGAACACCUCGUAUUUCUAUGAAGGGAAUGACAUCAGCGACCUGCCCGUGAACCUGUCCGUGGUAUGGAACGGAAACUUCGUCAUAGACAACCCCCAGAACAUCCAGGCUCACCUGUACAAGUGCUCAGCCCUGCGAGAGAGCUGUGGCCUUUGUCUCAAGGCAGACCCACGGUUCGAGUGCGGCUGGUGUGUGACAGAGAAGAGAUGCUCACUGCGGCAGCAUUGCCUGGCCUAUGAGAGCAGCUGGAUGCACACCAGCAAUGGCAACAGCCGCUGUACGGACCCCAAGAUCCUCAAGCUAUCGCCUGAAACAGGCCCACGGCAGGGAGGGACUCGCCUCACCAUCACCGGGGAGAACCUGGGCCUGAAGUUCGAGGAUGUGCGCUGGGGAGUGCGGGUCGGCAAGGUGGUGUGCAACCCCAUUGAGAGCGAGUACAUCAGCGCAGAGCAGAUUGUCUGUGAAAUCGGAGAUGCCAGCCCCAGCAAAAUCCAUGAGGCCCGUGUGGAGGUGUGCAUCAGGGACUGCUCCCCCAACUACCGGGCCACCUCCCCCAAGAGCUUCACCUUCGUGACUCCUACCUUCUCACGAGUGAUCCCUGCCCGGGGUCCUCUCUCAGGAGGCACCUGGAUUGUCAUCGAGGGCAACCACCUCAAUGCUGGCAGCAACGUCACAGUGACAAUCGGGGGACGGCCUUGUGCCUUUUCAUGGAGGAGCGCCCGUGAGAUCCGGUGUCGGACGCCCCCCGGUCAGAGCCCCGGCGGGUCACCCAUCCUCAUCAACAUCAACCGAGCAGAGCUCAGCAAUCUGGAGGUGAAGUACAAUUACACGGAGGACCCCACCAUCCAGAAGAUCGACCCUGAGUGGAGCAUCAACAGUGGUGGGACGCUGCUGACCGUGAUUGGCACCAACCUGGCCACCAUCAAAGAGCCCAAGAUCCGUGCCAAGUACGGCAGCUCUGAGAGGGAGAACAACUGCACUGUCUACAAUGACACCACCAUGCUGUGCUACGCCCCCUCCAUUGACAACCCUGUACGGAGUCCCCCGGAGAUCGGUGACCGCCCAGAUGAGAUCGGGUUUGUCAUGGAUAACGUCCAGGCACUGCUGAUUGUCAACACCACCAAUUUCGUCUACUACCCAGACCCUGUCUUCGAACCCCUUAGCCCCUCCGGCAUGUUGGAGCUGAAGCCCAGUUCUCCCCUCAUCCUCAAGGGCCGGAAUCUGCUUCCACCAGCUACUGGUAACUCCCGGCUCAACUAUACGGUGCUGAUUGGAGAAACUCCCUGUGCCCUGACCGUCUCUGAGACCCAGCUGCUGUGCGAGUCCCCAAACCUGACUGGGCAGCACAAAGUCACGAUCAAGGCUGGAGGGUUUGAAUUCUCCCCGGGGACACUGCAGAUCUACUCGGACAGCCUCCUGACACUGCCAGCCAUCAUUGGGAUUGGUGGUGGGGGCGGGCUCCUUCUGCUCAUCAUCAUCAUUGUCCUCAUCGCCUACAAGCGCAAGUCCCGUGAUGCUGACCGCACAUUGAAGCGCCUCCAGCUGCAGAUGGAUAACCUGGAGUCCCGCGUGGCCUUGGAGUGCAAGGAGGCCUUUGCCGAGCUGCAGACAGACAUCCAUGAACUGACAAAUGACUUGGAUGGGGCUGGCAUCCCCUUUCUGGACUAUCGCACCUAUGCCAUGAGGGUCCUCUUCCCAGGAAUAGAAGACCACCCCGUGCUGAAGGAGAUGGAGGUUCAGGCCAAUGUGGAGAAGUCCUUGACUCUUUUUGGGCAGCUCUUGAACAAGAAGCAUUUCCUGCUGACCUUCAUCCGCACCUUGGAGGCACAGCGUAGCUUCUCCAUGCGGGACCGGGGCAACGUGGCCUCCCUGAUCAUGACCGCCUUGCAGGGAGAGAUGGAGUAUGCCACCGGCGUGCUGAAGCAGCUCCUCUCGGACCUCAUUGAGAAGAAUCUGGAGAGUAAGAAUCACCCCAAACUGCUCUUGCGGAGGACUGAGUCUGUAGCGGAGAAGAUGCUGACAAACUGGUUCACCUUCCUGCUGUACAAGUUUUUAAAGGGUCCCUUCAGCAGCUGGUGCCCUGGCAGCACUUCUGCCUCAGUAAAGCUGCACAGAGCUGGCAGAAGCACGUGGUUGUGCCCAGGCUGUGGGGGCUCCAUAGUGGUGGCUGCUGGCCUUGACCAGAACUCCUGCUGGCAGAGCCAGGAGUGUGCUGGAGAGCCUCUUUUCAUGCUGUACUGUGCCAUCAAACAGCAGAUGGAGAAGGGACCCAUUGAUGCCAUCACAGGAGAGGCCCGCUACUCCCUGAGUGAAGACAAGCUUAUCCGGCAACAGAUCGACUACAAAAUGCUGACGCUGAACUGUGUGAACCCUGAGAACGAGAAUGCCCCCGAGAUUCCCGUUAAAGUGCUGAACUGCGACACCAUCACGCAGGUGAAGGAGAAGCUGCUGGAUGCCGUGUACAAGGGUGUGCCCUACUCCCAGAGGCCCAAAGCAGGAGACAUGGACCUGGAGUGGCGACAGGGCAGGAUGGCCCGUAUCAUACUGCAGGAUGAAGAUGUGACCACAAAGAUAGACAAUGACUGGAAAAGGCUGAACACCCUCGCCCACUACCAGGUGACAGAUGGCUCCUCAGUGGCUCUGGUGCCCAAGCAGAACUCAGCAUACAACAUCUCCAACUCUUCCACCUUCACCAAGUCACUCAGCAGAUACGAGAGCAUGCUUCGGACAGCCAGCAGCCCAGACAGCCUGCGCUCACGGACCCCCAUGAUCACACCCGACCUGGAGAGUGGCACCAAGCUCUGGCAUCUAGUGAAAAACCACGACCACAUGGACCAGCGGGAGGGUGACCGGGGCAGCAAGAUGGUCUCUGAGAUCUACCUGACCCGCUUGUUGGCCACCAAGGGCACCUUACAGAAGUUUGUGGACGACCUGUUUGAGACCAUCUUCAGCACAGCCCAUCGUGGGAGCGCCCUGCCCCUUGCCAUCAAAUACAUGUUCGAUUUUCUGGAUGAACAGGCUGAUAAACAUCAGAUCAAUGACUAUGAUGUCAGACACACCUGGAAGAGUAACUGUCUACCUCUGCGAUUUUGGGUGAAUGUGAUUAAGAACCCCCAGUUUGUGUUUGACAUUCACAAGAACAGUAUUACUGAUGCCUGCCUAUCAGUGGUGGCUCAGACAUUCAUGGACUCCUGCUCAACUUCUGAGCACAAGCUAGGGAAAGACUCUCCCUCCAACAAACUACUGUACGCCAAGGACAUCCCCAACUAUAAGAGCUGGGUAGAAAGAUAUUACGCAGAUAUUGCUAAAAUGCCAGCAAUCAGCGAUCAGGACAUGAGCGCAUACCUGGCAGAGCAGUCGCGGUUACACCUGAGCCAGUUCAACAGCAUGAGUGCGCUGCACGAGAUCUACUCGUACAUCACCAAGUACAAGGACGAGAUUUUAGCUGCUUUAGAGAAGGACGAACAGGCACGGAGGCAACGGCUGAGGAGUAAGCUGGAGCAGGCAAUUGACACAAUGGCCCUAAGCAGCUGAAAAGGCCGAGGCAGCCCUGAUGACUACCCGAGCAGUGCAGACUACAGGAGAGGGCCAGCCAGCGGCAGCAGCAGCAGCAUACUUUGGGUCCAGCGCCAAAUGGACACGCGGAGCCUGCCGCGUCUCGAGACACUUACCAUAAACCAACCAGGCCACCUACCACCGUACCAACCACAAUCCAACCCGAACGACCCAGAGACCUUUCUAAAGGAGCAAUGUAGGGAGCAGUGUGAUGGAGCCGAGACCCAUGUGGUGUGGCGGCGCCCCCCAGCGGAGCUGCUCCUCCUGUGAGCACGCUCCAGAUCGAAAGGCUGGAGGCUCGGGGCAGCCACGCUAACUUCUAGGACAAUGUUUUUAUGUUCUUGUUUUGGGUGGCAGGAGGGUGGGUGGGCUUCGGGUUUUACUGUACUUGACUUGCUUCCCUUCCACCACCCCCGCUCUUUACCCAGUCCCUUCCCUCUCCUCUCUUUCUCUAUCUCUCUCUCUGUCUCUCUCUCUCUUUCUCUCUGGCCUUCCGCCAUUAGUGUUAACUGCUAUAUUUGCACAAUUUACACAAGAUAGACAACAUUUUUAAUUUAAAAAAAGAAAGUAUAACAAAAAAGGGGGGGUGGGGAGGCUGGGUCUGGGGAAGGUCUGGGGCAGAAAGGUUCUAAAUUUUGCAACAAACUAACAAAACAACAACAAAAAAAAGCUUUUGGAGAAAAAGAAAAGAAAUCCAAGGGCCGAUACAGGGAGGUUCGGGGUGGAGGACGGGAGACCAGGAAGUGGGAGCAGUCCUGUGAGCUUUGAUAUUUCAUAAGAUUUUGUCCUGUGCCAUGUUUUAUUUGAAUGUUGUUUAGUGCAAGGAAAAAAAAGAAACAAAAAAACCAAACAAACAAAAAAAAAUAACCGUUUUGUUAGCUGGAUAGAUGCUCUAAUUUAAAUGCUGCUUAAAUGGUGUCUGAGGUAACCAUCCGAGAUGAGAAAGACCAGAAUGGAGGGGCACCCCGGCCUGUUUCCCUAGGGAGUGUGCUGUUGGAGGGGGUUUCAGAGGGAGGAGCAGCAUGGUGUCAGUGUCCUCCUCGUUUCCUUUCUUCACGUUGCUGUUUCUGUCUGGGGAGGGAAGAAGCCAAUUAUUUAUCCUGAGAGCUCUGUCCAGCUAAGCUGUUUCCCCAUCGGGAGCUUGUACUCCGUCUUUCCCUGUGAAAGAAGAGGGUCCCAUCUGCAUUCUCCACCCCAAAGGAAGCCCUCAGCAGACCUACUGGGCCAGCAGCCAUUGCCAAUGCACCUCUCAUCUGUGCCUCUCCAGUGCUCUGGCUCCAGGUCAAGGAGGUUAAUGCUUUGGAAGAUAGAGGUCAUGGGCUGCCCAGGUGGACAGGGAGCAAAGGUCUUUCAAAAGCCAGGGCAAAGGGAGAGUCAGGAAGGGUUUUGUUCAUCUUGGCCAUGUUUUCCUCCUUUGAGAAGGUUCACUCCUUACGUCCCUCUCACGUUCCUGGGGUGCUGAAUAUCUCGACAGAGCCUGCCGAUCCCACCUUCCUCUAGAGCAGCCUUCAUGAAGCUACGGUAAAGCUUCUGACUCGCACUUCAGCCUCUGCGCCCGGAGAGCUCUCCCAGCACCAUCCUGCCAGGUCCCCCUUUCAGAGCGGUGAGAGGCAUUAGUCAAAUACACUCGCUCUUUAACAAGGAGCAAGAUCUGAGGCACGAGGAGCUGUCAUCCUGCUGCUCUGCCGAUAACGAAGCCCUAACCUGCUGCAGCCUCAUAGUCCAAUUAGAAGCAGUUUUGACAGGAGCAACAUCAACGGAUUUGUUUCAGGUUAGGUCAAACAGAUCCCAGGCAUGGAAAGGGGGGUGGAGAAGCCUGGAAUUUUGACUGAGUGGUAAAAGCCUUUUCUCCACCCCCCCCCUCCCCCCCCCCCGUCAUCUUUUUUGUGCUGACUUAAGGGAAGGGCUCAGAUCCCCAAGGGAAAAGUUUAGAUCAUUAUUUCCUUGCAGAAGUCUUUAAAAGGCCUGCAGUGCCAAAUAAUGCUGUACUUUCUAGCUGCGUGAGCUCCAGAGCAGCUCCCUGGGGUAGAGGAGGGGAUGCUGUCAUGAGCAGUGAGCAUGAAAACCAAAUUCAGGGCAAACAGGGAAGGGCGUCUCCUUAGAGGUCCUGACCUGGUUUCCCUGAAUUCUAGGCCAUUUCUGAUCCCAGCUGCUCAGGAUCUGUUGGCACAAAAGGUCGUAGAGGCUUCUGUAGACUAAGCAGGUAGAUGUACUUCCCCAAGUAUAAAUUUACCUAAAUGGGGGGCAGACUGGCCUGCCUCUCUCUCUAAUCCUUUCCCCUAAGCCUAGGAACAGAUGGUUAGGAAGGGGUGUGGUUGGGUGGAGGAUGAUUGUUAUAUCUGUGUUCACUGCUUACCCAGAGGCGGUGGGAGUUUUUCCAACCGAGCGCUCAGAGGCACUGGUGAUGGGUAUUAUAGAAGGACCUUCCAGUAAAGGAUCAGGAGGCGGCGUGGAAGGGGGAGGUAGGAGGGACUGCGAAGUUUCUGCAGUGGCUUCUAUGAUGCUUCUGAAUAAUCUUGCUCUGUAUGUUGGUGGUUUACGCAGCUCCUAUCUCCUUUGUAUGUAUGCAGUAUAUACCCUACCCCUACCUGUUCUCUGCCUCACGGGAAUCACUGCAGCACAGUUGGAAAUAGCUCAGGUACUCAACAGGGCUGAUUCUCGGCACCCUUAACGAGAAAGGAGUGUCUUAGCCAGCAUCUGCAAGUAUCCCCCAGCCUUUGGUAGCUAGCCAGCUGAGAACGAGGUGCGGAGGCAAAAUCUUCCCAGGUAGACUCCCCCAGGCACCCUGUGGAGCCAGACCCAGCCAGGGAUGACUCGCUUCCCAGACCUUACCUUUCUCCUCCUUUCUCAUUCUUCCUUCCUCUCUCGCACCAUGUCCCUCCCUCCCUUCCCCUUCCGUUCUGUCUUUCGGGGAGAUCUCUGCCUUCUCUCAUUUCACAGCAAACCCAGGCCUCCGUCUCCUGGAAGCCUCCACUUGAAAUGUCCAAGCCUCUGUAUCAAGAAACGUACGCACCGAGGCGCAGCCCAGGUUCGGAGCAGGUGACCGCAACCUUCCACAAACUAUGAAAUGGUUUUUCUUUUCCGUACCAAGAAUCUGUUUUUGCAGCCUGGGCUGAGAAUGGAGCCAAACUACGCCAGAGAUGGGCUACUGCAAAAAGACAAAAUAUCAGCCCAGUUUCUAUUUGUUCCCUUAGAUCAUGAGUGUGGGGGGUGGGGGAAUAAUGAAGAUUUUAAUUAAAGAAAAGUGUGUAUAUAUAUAUAUGUGGUUACAAUCUAAUUGUUGUGCCCCAGUGGGGUGCUGUAUAGUUAACUGAAGGAGAAUCAAACCAAUAUAAAUAUGACAUGGAUUUACACAGCCAGUGGAAAAUACCAAAUGGUCUGGAAAAAAUUUCCAAGCAUUUCUCACCAAGCAGAACAAUCUUUUGAAGUCUGCACAUCUCUAAUUAUGUUGUAAUUCUGUUUUUUCUUUUUUUUUUUUAAUUAAAGAGGAGAAGCAGCUGAUGAUUUAAGGAGAAAAAACAAAAGCAACAAAAUAAUAGUAAUAAAAAAAAAAAAAUCCCAAACCUACAAAUCCUGAGCUGUCUCCAGAGUUGUGGGACCCGUGAGCUGUUGCAUGACUGUGCUAGAUUUUAGUCUGAGUUGAUCUUUUUAAGAAACAAAAAACGAGCAAAAAAAAAAAAAAAAAAAAAGGAAAAAAAGAAACCCUGCAAGUGUUGAAUACUAGAGGUUUGUUUAGACCCGGUUUGUUUGGUUCUUGUUUUUUAAUUUUGGAAUUAAUUUGUCACUUUCUUGUCAGAAAACAAUAGAUUUGACUUCAGUGGUUUACUUCUUACAAAAUGGUACUCAAAGAGCCUUAAAGGACAGCUGUGUGUCAGCAGGCCCCAAAACAGUGGUUACUGCUCUCUCACUUGCUCUCUGGGGAUCCUCUUUAGCUAUAGCAGAGGGAAGAAAUCUGCCGGUGGAGCUGUAUCAUGGGCCGUGCAAUGUUCCCCCGGGGGGUACUUCAGAUAAUUGAAAGCCAGAUCCUCAGCGAGUUGGAAACAGUGACUCUGCUGACUGCCACGGCACUGAGGACCUGAUAUUUAACAUCUAGGAUGUUUUGAAAAGAGAUUCAGGGACCACAUUGACCUAAUAUUUUUCCUUUUCUCCAUCCUGUUUGGUUGAGCCUGGAUUGUCGGCACGUUCAAGGACAGUUCAGCCAACCUCACUAGGGGUUUCUACCCACCGCUCUGGCACAUGGUCAGUACUGAUCCAUCUGAUGAAAGGGGCACUUCUUGCAGAGAGGUUGCUUUAUCAUCCUUUUCCCCCACAGUGACUCAAAUCAGUAGCCAGUUGUAGAAGGCAUGUCUAAAAACAACUGGUCUUGCACUGGCCGCCCUUGAAUGAUGUUCAGAAAGCGGAAGGGUUCACUUCGUGGGUUUCCACAGGCUCCAAUCUUGUGUCAGCCUCUGCUGUGUCCUUCAGGAGGAGAUUUUGGGCCCCAGCUGCUGCUCCCAGGAGAAAAAGGCCUCCACACGUGUCCAAAGGCAGUUCCUUUACACUGAAGAGUGCUGGGGUGCAAUGGCAGAAAUACUCCCCCAAGAAAAAAAUCCCUGUUCAUACCCUCUCUCCAGUUCCCAGAGGGAGGGGCUGGUUUUCAAGGGCUAAGGGCAUACUGGAUCCAUAGUGUGUGUACUCACACUUCUGGUAUGUGUGAGGGCCUAGUUGGAAAAGCUGCUGCUCACUUGUGUGCUCAGGCUAGGUGCCCAGACAUACACAUUUCCCUGUGCAAAUCUGUGCACUUGUGUCAUGGCAAACCAGGCCUCAAAGCUUUGUGAGGGCACUUUCUAGGCUAUAACCGGGUUGCUCGUGUUCUUUGGUGGGGCAGAAAGCAUGUGAAUCUCCAUGCUCUGAGCCAGCUUCAAAUUCACCCUAUGCAGGGGGUGCCCUGGGCCUGGAUUUUGCUUCAGCUGCUGUAGAGGGGCAGAGGAAGUGGGACAGCAGUAAAACCUAGAUUUCAAUCUGGAAGUUCAGGUCCAGGCCUCUCUUGGAAAAGGAGGGACUCUGGAAAAGAGCUGGGAUAGAGGGAGGGGAAGCUGAGUGAGAAGCUUGCUGUGUUCUUGUUGCAUAGCAGUGCGUUAACCUACCCAUGUAUUUUGCCAUGCCCCUGUUUCUCCUAAGCACAAAAUAGUGCGGGUAGGAGCCUUUCUCCUUUCCUGUUGGCCUGUCUGAGUCGGCCAACUUCCCCAUGCCCUUAUGCAAGACUUGAAUUAGUGACACCGAUAAACUGGGCAGGAAGAAUAACCAGCUGACAAGGAAAGGAGAUGGGGCUCUUCAGUGUGGGAUUGUCAUAGUAGGGAGGAAACAAUCUGAUGUUUAACAUGGAGAUGGUGUGGAUCCAGGAUUUCCCAAAUGGAGGUAUGGAAGCAGCAACCUGCACUGCAGGGUGGUUGCACCCCCUGCUCCCAGCCUCCGCCCCCACCAGAGCGGGUAGACCGUGCCAUGGGAGCCCCAGGGACUUUGAGCAGGAAAGGGAAGGAAGUGGGUAUUUUUACCUGAUUUGGGGACUUUACAGAGGCAUACACCUCUCCCUUGCUUGUGCCCCCGCAACUCCCUUGCCUGCCACUGCUGCUUUCUUGACUGUUCAGAGGCUGGGCCCAGCUGGGGAGGGGUCACAGGCCACAGUGUGGUGGGAGAGUUGUUCCCCCCACCCUGCCUAGUCCCCUAGGAGCAGGCAGGGGAAGGGGAGCCCCCCAUAUCCCCAGCUGCUGUCCCUUCUGCAGCUGAGCCCAGCCCCCCCACAGGCAGGAAGGGCUCUGGUGCUUCCCCCCCCCCCAAGUAGGGAAAGCAGCAGGCUGGAGAGGGGGGAAAGAUGAGAGGAGGGCUGUGCCUCUGAGCGGGAAGGGAGAGGGGGUUUUUACCUGCUUUAGGGACUUCAAAAAGUGCCCAGAGGCUUCCAUGGGGCAGUCCAAUCCAAAGGGGUGCAUUCAUGCCACUGCAACCCCUCUGGAUCUGCCCCUGCACAGAGUGACAUAUAUUGAUGGUUGGACUCUCAUAAACACCUUGUCUGCUUUCUGUCACUGCAUGAGCAGGUGUCACCCUCUCAGCCCCAGCACUGAUGGGACAUGUCCAGGAUUCCUCAUUGAGUAUCAUGCCAGGCCCAGAAACAGGUGCAGUGCCCAGCGCAGAGAAGUCUCUUCCUUCUUCCCCUCCUCACUCUUCUCCUGUGGCAUUUCUGGCAGGAGCUUGCAGAUUCUUGUCAUUUUUUUCCACCGAAGGCCCCCCAGCCCGUGGCUGCCAGCAGGUCCAUUACAGUCUACUUACUGCUGUUCCCAGCUGCUGGGGGUGCUGAACGGUGUCUCCGUGCCUGGGUACUUGUUUGAAUACUCUCCGUUGACUCCUGAGUUUUCUGGUGCUACUCUUAACCGUUCGUGUCUAACGCCAAAGGUGCUUCAUCAUGCUCAGGCUUCUGCCUGGCACCUCAACCCUUUCUUCUGGCCUUCAAAACUGAGCCACAGUCAAUGCAGGGUCCAGGGGACAGCGGCAGUGAGGCAGAGAUCUACUGACUUGGUGAAUGGAUCUUUGUUCUCAUCCUGCUGAAAAUGAAAAGAGGCCAGGAAAAGCCUACUCCAACCCCAGGUGCCCAGAAGCCUUCUCCCAGAGCUGAAGCUUGGGCCCUUAACUCCAUGAGGGGACAGACCAGACAAUGUAGACGAUAGCUGCCCCUGUGCUCGAGCUCCCACUCUUUGGUCAGGUCUUUCUGUACUUGCUGCUGCUGUUAGGGAGUUAGACCAUAGGAAACAAUCCUGCACUGACCAGGAAUGGGAGUGACUGCACAGGCCAACAGGUCGGGUCCUUCUCCAGUCUCCUCUGGUUCAGGACAACAUUCUUGCACUUCCAUUUUCAUUUGGCAUUAGAUUUUAAAAGCAACCAUCCUUCAGAAGUGCCCCUUACACCAAAUGCCUCUCCGUGGCCCCCCAUCCACUCAGCUCCUUGGGGCAGUGGUCUCAUUCUGCCUUCUUUUGGAAGGAGCCAACUUGCAAUUAGCUGUCCUUUAAGAAAACGGGAGAACUCCCCUCCCCUCCCCAACAAAACCAACAAAAAGCUGAGAAUUUACAAGUCAACUCCAGAGUCCUGAUAACUUUACAUGAUUGUUUCAGACUUGAAGCAACUGGCCAGUGUGUGGCUGGUCAACGGCCUUCGGUCGUGUAAAUAUCCUGCUAUUUCCUAUUUUAAUGUUCUUCAGAUUUAGUACUUGUAAAUAAACACGCGCAUCAAGGAGAGAUUAAACAUUUUUGCUAAA